Molecule: messenger RNA, 2588 nt
Organism: Bolinopsis microptera
Lineage: Eukaryota; Metazoa; Ctenophora; Tentaculata; Lobata; Bolinopsidae
Product: ras-specific guanine nucleotide-releasing factor RalGPS2-like
Exons: 14
Coding region: 33-1589 (518 amino acids)
Biological process (GO): positive regulation of GTPase activity; Ras protein signal transduction
Cellular component (GO): plasma membrane
Molecular function (GO): guanyl-nucleotide exchange factor activity
Source: RefSeq, a predicted model, not a curated record
UGAGCAGAUAUGUCCGGUGUAUUCUCAACUUGAUGCAAGUUAUUAUUGACGAAUCAAUUUACAAACGCUGUGACAAACGGAAAAAAGUUGAGGAGGUGCAUUUGAAGUCAACCAACAGCUAUGCCUACGAUCCCAAAUUGUUCAACUUACUGAAGUUAUCCCCUGACAUUUUGGCUAGACAAAUAACUCUGGUGGAUGCAAAAAGGUUUAAAGCAAUACCUCCAAAUGAGUUCAGAGCAAGAGGAUGGGAGAAGAAGGAUGCAGAAAAACUGAGGCUCAGUCCAAAUAUUCAUAAAUUUACCUCGCACUUUAACCAGAUCUCAUAUUGGGUUGCUGGAGAGAUUUUACAAGAACCGACAGCUCGAUUGCGUGCUGACAAGAUAGCUUACUUCAUUAAAAUGGCAAAGAGUCUGGAAGAAUUGCAGAAUUAUCAUGCUUUGAUGGCGGUGGUUUUGGGGAUGAAUCUCAAUGCCAUAUUCAGGCUGCAACAGACAUGGGAGGCUGUCGGCAAAAAGGAUAAAUGUGUUUUUAAAUCUUAUGUCGAGCUUUCAAGUUUUAACUGGAAGGGACUAAAAGAGCUUUUAGAGGAUAUGAAUGUUCCAGCUAUUCCUCAUUUAGGCGUCUACCAACAACAGAUAUCAGGGAUUCACUCACAUCCUAAAUUAAGUUCCAUUGCUAAAGAAAAUAAGACAUCAGAGAUUAUCCAGUCGAUACAAGAAUUCCAGAAAUCUCAAUUUGAUAUUCAGCUGAUAAGUUACAUACAAGACUUCUUGGCAAGCGAGAAGUAUAUUCUUGAGAUGCAACGAUUUCUGGAGGACAACAUUUUUAAAAUUUCUCUGGAAAGGGAGCCGAUGGACAGCAACAAAAGCAGAAGUUUACCAAAUCAUUACAAAACAAAAACGAGUAAAAGUUUGGAGGACAUAACAUUGGUGAACCCUCUACACGGAGACUUGGAGAAAUCCCCGACCCGGACAAAUAAACCAUUUAAACCGGGACACAGGAAGACUAGUAGUUUGUCUAUGUUAGAGGGGUUUAAUAGUGAGCAGGAAAAGGAUGGCACAGUUUGUCUGCUGGAUUCACCUGUCUUUGACAAGACAUUUGUCAUGCCAAAUCAGAAUCUCAUCGACGACAGUUGGUCAACACGGCACAGGUCCGUAUCAGAGCCACCAUCUUCAAGUUCGUUACAAAAUAGCGUGAAAUUCGGGUCACUGGGGAAAAUAAAUGAGGUCAGAGUCGAAGGGGUGUUGUUAAAGAAAACAUGUCAGCGGUUUGGCAAGCAGCCAAAGAUCCGUCGGUGGAAGGCUUUCUAUUGUUUGGUAUCAGACGGGAACUUAUCACUGUACAUGGUGAAGGGUCACAAAUCAGCGAACGGUAUCGGACAGUCAUCAGUUCUGAAAAAGUCAAUAAAUCUAGACUCUUGCACUGUGUCAGUUUCUUACGACCUGAAACAUUCCAACGUAUUCACGAUUGCUGACACUGUUGGUAAUAUUUUCAAGUUCAAGAGUAACCAAGAAACGGAAGCACAAGAGUGGGUUAACAAGAUAUUGGAGGAGAAAAAGCACCAGCGAGACCUCAUGAGCUGGGAAUAAAACAGAAAUUUUGGCAAUUUUGCGAUUUGAACUCUCCGAUACUAUCUUUUUAAUUCUAAUUUCUACAUAUUAUUGAUUUUUUGCAGUUUUUAAGUUAAUUAUGUGAUUUUUGGAAAGUAUGGCGACUUGAGGACAAAAUGACAAAGACUUUGUAAAAGGCUAUUACAAUGGAUAUUACGAUGGAUUAGAAAUGGGAUUGGGAGUGACUGGAUCGAACAAUUGUCAAUUGGCCAAGAUUUGUUGAGUCUUUAAAAGACGCGAUCAAUCGACAAAAAAGAACUUAUAGUGCAGAUAUACCACAGGACCCAUAAAACUGGCAAUUAGCAAAAUCUGGUGUUUUGGGUUCGAUCUUGGUAACAUAUUUGUCACAGCUGGAAUAUAUAAUAAUUUGAUUUUAACGUAUUAUUUGGACAAUUUUAUUCGCGCUAUUAUGACUAUUAAAGCUUGAGUAAAUGUAUUCUCUUGACUAUACUGUACCGCUUAUCAACGGCUGCCCCGUGGUAUUCAAGGUUUUAUGAUAAUAUUUGCUUUAAUAUUUGAGGGUUUCUACGUUUUCUAUCCCGCCAACCUUUUACGUUGCAUUUUUGCAAUAGCACCGAGUGCUAAUAUGAUAACCUAUCUUUGUAUUUGAGUGUUUUGGCAGUUGACUGAUUGUAUUAGCGUCAAAUACUGAACAAUGCCCAGUCAGAAUGACGAUGCUCAGUUUUGUUGCCGUUAAUUGGACAAUUGUAAUUUUAUCAAGCCUAGAAUUAAAAGUUAAUCGAAAUCGAAAAAUUAUCUGAGUACAAGUUUCAUCAUUUUUCUGAGCUUAUUGAAUGUGAAAAAUGACUGAAAACAGACUAGAAUUUACAUGAUUAUGACAAAAAUCUUUUUAUUUCAACGCAUGGGUGAUGUUUUUUACUUUUGAGUUCGACUUUUCGUUAAAUUGACUAGACAAUAUUUAAUCUUUGGAGUUUUGUAGCCGUACAAUUGGAUUUCAAUUAUUUCCGGCUUUAAUAA